Messenger RNA from Etheostoma spectabile (orangethroat darter), 1160 nucleotides. RefSeq lists its product as uncharacterized. NCBI's taxonomy places the organism in Eukaryota, Metazoa, Chordata, Actinopteri, Perciformes, Percidae. The record is from RefSeq and is a predicted model, not a curated record. The transcript has 4 exons. The coding region runs from base 16 to 1005 and encodes 329 amino acids. Gene Ontology annotation, biological process: response to bacterium.
UUCACUGUAGCUCAGAUGACAGGUCUGAAAUCCUCCCCAACUGUUCGCCAAGAGACACGAUUUGUAUCAGUUAAAACUGGGGACGAGUUGACUUUGCAAUGUUUCUAUGAAGGUGACGGUGCUGUAAUGCUUUACUGGUACAAACAAAGUCUAGGACAGAAACCAAAGCUCAUCUCUACAUAUCAUAGAUAUAAUGUAAAUGGGAUUUUUCAGGAUGAAUUCAAGAACAAUUCACGCUUCACGCUGGAUAUGGAAAAUGGUCAAAUUCACCUAAAAAUCACAGAUUUGCGUUUUUCAGACUCAGCUACCUACUACUGCGGAAGUAGCUACACAUAUAUUUUUGAAUUUUCGGAAGGAACCUUAGUCAAUGUAGAAGGUUUAGGUUUGAAGGUCCCAGCUACGGUCCACCAGUCAGCAUCUGAGAGCAUCCAGCCAGGAGGCUCUGUGACUCUCAACUGUACAGUACACACUGGGACCUGUGAUGGAGAACACAGUGUUUACUGGUUCAAGAAGUCAGAAGAAUCUCAGCCAGGACUCAUUUACACCCAUGGAGACAGGACUGAUCAGUGUGAGAGGAAACCCAACACACAAACACACACCUGUGUCUACAAGCUGCCGAUGAAGAGUCUGAAUCUUUCUCAUGCUGGGACCUACUACUGUGCUGUUGCCUCAUGUGGACACAUUCUGUUUGGAGAUGGGACAAAGCUGGAGUUAGAAGAUGAGGUGGACUCUGUCUUGGUGUAUUUCUUGAGUGGAACUACGACAUUCACCACCAUCCUGAGUGUUUUACUGGCUCUCACAGUGUGCAUGAUGAAUAAGGGAAACAACUGCCAAUGUAAUGAGUCUCAAGCCAGAUGUCCAGCUCCCCCCACAGUGAAAGCAAAGGGUUACCAACAUGCUGAAAACCUUUAUUAUGCUGCUUUAAGUGCCGACCUGUCCAACAGAUCAAGAGGACAGAGGGAUCCCACCUGGACUGAAUGUGUGUACUACAGUGUAAAGCAGUAGAACUGGACUUAUUACAUUUGUACUUUGGAGUAAGACAGGAUUUUCUUAGUGCCUCUCUGGAGGUGUAAUAAAGAUGUAUAUCCAGGUUGGAAAUAAUUUUGCUUUUAUAGGUUCUUUGUGGUCUGCAGACAAAAUUCAAUCACUCUGUUCUUUAA